Molecule: messenger RNA, 14305 nt
Organism: Varroa destructor (honeybee mite)
Lineage: Eukaryota; Metazoa; Arthropoda; Arachnida; Mesostigmata; Varroidae
Biological process (GO): neuromuscular synaptic transmission
Molecular function (GO): protein binding
Source: RefSeq, a predicted model, not a curated record
GGUAAGCCCUUGUUUACUGCGCGGGCUAUGGCAGUACGUCGCGCAGGCCUACCGUUAGUCAGCCUAUGGAAAUUACCAUCUGUAGGCUCUAGUUUUCGACUGGUGACGGUAGAAAGCGUCAUAGAGAGGUUACGUUGAUCGUCAGCAGACGCCGGUUGCUGUUGUAGAACCAGCAAUAUUGUAUGCUGCCCUUAUGUCGUACAUAAACCGUUUCGAGGUUGUAAUUGAAUUGACGGACGAGAAGUUGAGUCUUUGGGUGUAAAGAAGUGAAGUUAUUAAUUUAGCAGCAGAGGAACUGGCCCGUUGUGGUGUUGAAUAAUGUUGAAGUUCGGUUGGCUGUAUGGAAACGGACUGCAACGAACAAAUGCCGGAAGUAUGAAAUGAAGCCCGUGGAAGCACAUGAUGACCGCUGAUAAUCACUAGUGCGUCGGUGCCGGUCAAUGAAUGAAUGCUGCAGCGUGACGAAUCCGUAGUGACUGGUGAUGGGGCAAAAUUAAGCGUCAUAGUCGCUCGAGCUGUCGAUAAGUAUCUAAUGUGAUUUACAUUAACAUCGGUGAUGGAGAUGGUGUCAGCGUUGAAGUGCACGUAUAAUUCGAUAAUUGUACAAAAUGACAGCGGAUGAUUCUCAUCAUGCGAGGGAAAACAGUAGUUGUCUUCGAUGCUUUAGUUGAGGUCAGUCAGCGUACGGAUACGCUGAAUUGAAUUUGACCUAGUAACAAGAGGCGCCGUGCGUAUGUAACCUGUCCUUUAGUAUAACGGAUUCACUCCUGCGAGUUGCAGGGGAAGGUCGGCGGGUUUAGGCUGGCCCAGAGCGUUUUCUCGUUCUUGAGCAAAAUGGCGACCGCAUCAUCUUCGAAGGAUCGCCAUAUUAACAACUGUAUGCUUUAUCAAAAUGUCGGAGAGCUACAGAAGAUCGUGCAUCAAUCACAAACAGAAAAACUCUCGCUGGAGCAAAUAUUCGCGAAAUAUCACAAGGCGAUCGACUUUCAUCGAUCGGAUAACCGGCGUGAGGUCGCGGAGCUCGAGCUGUCGGAGGUUCGUGACGAGCUGCACGAAAGACAGGAGCUCUGCGGGAGCCUCCAGCAGCAGCUGCUGCAUACGCUUGACAGCAAACACCAGCUCACGGCCAAGGCGAGUGGACUCGAAGAAGAACUUCAGCAGCUCCGAGAACUUCACGAGGAUCUUCGAACGCGCCAUGAGGCGCUACGCUCAGAGCGUGAGUUGCUCGAGGAUACGCGCGAGGAGCUCGAAUCGCAACUGGGAAGGCUCAACCUGAGUGAGGCCGAGCUGCGCCAGCUGGUGCGCGGUCAACAAGAUAAUAUUACUGACCUCCAGAAACAGCUGUCCGCCAAGGAAAUGGCGUAUUUAGACGCCCGCCGCAAGGGAGAGAGCUUAGAGGAGCAGCUCCGCCUCAGCGAGGAACGGAAACGUUCGCUCGAUCGUCUACAUCGCGAAGCGUCGGCGGAGCUCAAGCGCACCCAGAUGGAACUGUCACGUAGUACGCGCAGCGGCACCGAAAACGAUCUGCGCCAUCAGCAGACCAUCCGAGGACUCGAGGGAAAGGUUCGCGAUAUCAAACGCAAGUUAGACGAGGAAUCAAUCAAAAACGAGGAACUACAGAUCGAAAUGGCAAACCUCCGCAAGAAGCAAUCCUGGAAAAAGAGGAGCUUCUCAGCGGAGGUUCAUACAACGGUUGAACAGGAACGUGAGUUAACCCUCACUCGUGAUCGCGACCGAGACGACUUCACUCAUGAGGGAUUUCGCAAAGAUUCUGCCUAUGGAUCUUCAUAUCGAUCGUCAUACGGGAAGUCUACCCUCGACGAUGAAUCGCAGCGCACCGGAGGAGAGUUUGGGCGCCGGACGUCGCCAUCGCUGUUGUUUCGUGGAGGCGAUGAGCUGCCUGAGCGGCCGCAGUCCGUUGUUGAUUUCCGGGAAAGACGGGACCUGGAGAUGGAACUGGACACCAGUCGCCCGUACGGCCGUCCAGCGGGUAGAUCUAUAGAUGAUCUGCACGCUGAUACGCAUCGAUACCCUUUACGACGGAGCCACGACGAUGUGGGACGUGACCGAGACGGGAAGGGUCUGGCAUCAUCAGCCGCUGACUAUAGCAGACCCCUCUCGAGCGCCGCGAGUUCGGACCUUCGUUUUCGGGAGCCGGACAGACUUACCCAGCCUGGGGACGGUCGAAAACGAUCCGACAUCCACGGAGGCGAUCUCCCCGAUGACCUGAGAUACACCGACAAGAAACCUAGAGAACUGACUUCCAGUAUUAGAUCAACCAGCCGAAUUGAUAGGGACCGUUCGCCAAUGAAGGGCGAGGUGAAGUUCCUGGAUGAGGAACCUCCGCGCGCAGAUCGGAACGGCCCUGGGAGCCGCGAUAGCCACGGCCUCGCUUCCAAGGCCGCGCCGAAAAGUCCGCGAUUCGACCGUCGUCUCGAUCUCGAUAGGACAGAUACGUCAUUCCGCGACAGAGAUACAACUAUCACCACGAGUCAUAGAGAAAAAGAUCUACGUGAAAGAGAACGCGCUGAGCGGGAGCACCGAAAGAUCGGCUCAUUGCUUAGUUCACGCGGAGCAAUGGACUCGUAUGGAUCAUCGACCGUCGUGAGUGGCCGUGAGCGAGAGGCACGCCUUGCCAAGAUGGAUGUUGAAGGAGCAGCCAGCGCUAGUAUCUUGGGUUCUUCUGGCCCCUCCGGUCAUUCAAGCCAUACGCCCGGUUCCCUUGUGGCCGGCGGGCGGUAUGCGCAGCCCAGCGAGCGGCGAAGCGCCGAGAACCUAUCUUCUCUCUAUUCGAGGGACGAAGAUCGACUCACGUCGAGGGUUCUGGAGCGCCGUAGCCAUGAAGAUCUACGGGACAGGACACUUGACGUAGAGCCACGUUCCCUCGAUCGGAGCGCUCACCCUGAGGGCCACGCCGCCGUCGGCUCAGUAUCCUCUAGUGCAACGCCGGCGGCGGCCCUCAAGCGCAGCGACAUGCUUCGUCGGGAGGCCAUUGAACGAGCAACGCUGAAAAGCCCCUAUGGCGGACGUACAGGUGCCCCGGCAGGCAGCAUAGGUCUGGGAGCUAGUACAGGCCUAAGCUCUCUUGGAGUUUUGGACCACCAACCUGGGGACUCGGCGCUCACCGCCAGCGAUCGGCUGCGUAGCGAAAUCGAAUCUCUGGCUGACCAGAGGGAGAAGUCCCGACAGCUGCACGACCGACAACAUUUCUCCAAGGAAAGCGUAAAACAACAAUACGGGUCUUCAGAAGAAGGACUUCUCUCAGAAAAGCGUCCGAAAACAAGUUCCUUGGUAGCCAGCGCGAAAGGUUGUCUCGACGAUCUUUGGUUGGCUGAUGCUGAAAAACGUUUGUUUGGUUCAGCCGAAAGCGACCGCCUUCGAGAGUUCGAAAAGGCACGGUUUGGGGGUCGCGAAAGGGCCAGCUCUGCGCUGGCUCACGACGAACGCGACCGCAGGACAGCGUCCGACCUGCGGGGUCUUCCUGACACCGACGAGCUCGCACUCACCGUAUCUGCCAAGAGCACCAUCAUGGACGAUAUGGAUAGAUCGUGUGAGUUCCGAGAGAAAAUCUGCAUGGCCGAUCGCAGUUCGGCAUUCGAACGAAGGGCGUACCAACGUGACACUAUAGAUGACCGUGCACUUCUCGAUAGGGGCACUGACCCUGAAACUGACGCGUUGUUGGAUGCUGCCUUGGCCCCGCUACAGGAUUUCAGAGCCACCACAUCUCAGGGGCUUCUUCGACCACAGACGCGCGACGAUUUGGACGUGCGGCUGGAGUCCCGUCCCAAGGAUGUUGGGCGCAUCCUCCGACGGGGCACCUCUUUAGAAUACAAAGACUGUAAGGACUAUAGCAAGACAGACGAGGAUCGACUCCUGAGCAAAAUUGAGCAGGAUAACCGUCUUCUCGAAGAAUUAGACCGUGCGAAACCGCGUUCAUCAAACAAAAUAUCUCACAGUCUCGAACGAAUCCCUUCGGCGCGCUCCCGCCGCCUGUUACCAAAUAUUUCCCGCGAACAGCGCCGCCGCUCCAUGUCAGAGCACCAUCUGAUUCCGGACGGGCUUGGGUAUGACCAUCCAGUUGAGCGCCCGAUCGGCUCAGACUCAAUGGGCCUGAGCGGAACGUCAGCAUCAGCCAAGGAUCGAGCCGUAGGCCAAGCCAGUUCUGCGCAUGGAGCGGCGGCAGCGAUGGCGACUCCUUCUGUAACUAGUCAGGUCGGGGGCAUAGUAGGCCCUUCGUCCUCCACAAGAGCUGCAGGAACGCUCCGCGGGGACGUGGUGACGCUCGCAGAGCAAGGUGCCUUGACUGUCGGAUCUGGCCAGAUGAUCAGCUCUGCCGGAGUUGUUGAAACCGGGCAACAGGCCCAGGUGAUCCACAGGCCUCGGGCCGUCAAAAAAGCCCCUCAACCACAGCCGACGGUUGGCCAGGCACCUGCCGGCAACGCCCCACAUACAGUUUCCAGCCAGGAGCUGGAGGGUCUGAUGAAGAAACUCGAGCAAGACAACAAAGUACUCGCCGAGCUAGAUCGGAAACGCCUCGAGAAAGAGGCCCUACAAACUCAACAGCAGCAGCAGCAGCAGCAAUCCUGUAUCUGCGGACACAUAGAUACAGUACAGUCUGGCAAUUCGGCACCACUUUGUUGUCAGAAUGCCGGACAAGCGACAACAGUCACGCUGGUGACACCGGCGCCCGGCACUUGUCCGCACGUUCAGCUUAUCCAACCUGGGACUUCAGGCACACCCGGCUUAACCUGUUGCGCGGCGCACGGCAAGCCCGUGGCAUUACCAUUAGCGCCGCCAGCAUUAUGCACAGCUAUGUCUAACCUACCGAGCGUGCCAGGCACCGGCAUAGGCGGGACGCGCUGCGUCAGCACAGGUGUUAAUUGUGCCACGUCCGCAGUGACCCCUGCAGGUACACUGCGGACUCAAACGCCACUUGGCCUACAGAACAAGCUCGUGCAGCACCCGAGCUCGUAUCAGCACGCAAUUGCUACGCCGGACACAGUCAUCACUUCGUAUAGUGCCAUGUCACAGAAAGAUUUUUACGACGAUUUAGGGGUAGAGUCUGUGGAUUAUGUAGAAAUUCCCGGCAGAGGGCGCUGUCGAGUUUAUUUAGCACGCUAUAGCUACGAUCCAUUGAAACAGUCACCAAAUGAAAAUCCGGAAGCAGAACUAGCGCUCUCUGCUGGCGAGUAUGUGCUCAUAUUUGGCGAAAUCGAUGAGGAUGGCUUCUAUAACGGAGAGCUUCUCGAUGGCCAGAGGGGCCUCGUGCCGUCUAAUUUCAUCGAAAAACUUACAGGGGAAGACCUGUUCCAGUUUCAGACUACAGUUUUGUAUUGUUAUCGCGACUCAGACGAAAGUAGCGUGGCCGGAACCACGUAUAUGACCCCAGAUGAGGGACAAUACGUUGUCGAUCCUCCAGUUAGGAUCGCACCAGAAGAUUACCACCGAAUGAAUGGUUACAUCGACAUGGAGGAAGACGACGAGCCUGGCGGUGAUGAGGAAAGUUUUACAGAAAUGGACGGAGCGCUGCCACACUACCCGAGCGGUAGGCUCAAACCCCAAUUUGUAGUGCCGGCGCCGCAGCGCCUCGUGUUGGAACGCCAGCUGAACAAGAGCAUCCUGAUUGGCUGGCUACCCCCGGACGUGGUGCUCGGCUCCUUAGAGAGCUAUCAGGUGUACGUAGAUGGCGAGCUGCGCGCGGUCAUCCGUGCUGGCGAACGCACUCGUGCCCUCGUAGAGAGCGUAGACUCCUCUAUACCGCACCGUGUGUCGGUGCGAUCCGUGCUGGUCAGUGGACAUCACUCCAGGGACGCGGCAUGCACAAUUGUUAUUGGCAAGAACAUCCCGCUGGCGCCAAGCUUCGUCAAGGCCGCUAGCAUAACCUCUACAUCGGCCUUAAUUCGCUGGAUACCGUCGAACUCGAAUUUCCAGCACGUCGUUGCCGUCAACAACGUCGACCUCAAACUGGUGAAACCGGGAGUGUACCGUUAUUCAAUUACAGGUUUAUCGCCGAAUACCGUCUAUCGGGUAUCGGUACGGGCGCGGCCGGGUAAACUGCUUGUGCAGAACACCAAGAAAUCCUCGCUGGUUUGUUCGGUUGAAUUUCGCACAUUGGCCAAAGGCAUACCCGACCCCCCAGUGGAUAUACGUGUCGAGCCCGGGCCGCAAGACGGUACGAUCCUCGUAACCUGGUUACCGGUUCAGCAAACCAAUAAUCCGGACCAACCUGGGUUGCCUGUAAGCGGCUAUGCAGUUUUCGCAUCUGGCCGUAUGGUGACCCAGAUUGACAGCCCUUCAGGUGAUCACGCUUUAUUAUCCCUUACCCAUCUGCUCAAUUCGCGCACGAUCACUGUGCGUACGAAGGCUGAUACACUGUUGUCGGCUGACUCGCUUCCGUGUCAUAUACCUGAGCACGUCCUUAAGGGCAAGCGGCUCCCGCCUAGAGAACAGCAGAUGUUGCGCAUGGACGAAUCGUAUUCAGAGUCGGACGUGGUGGAUGAGUAUGGACGCCGCAUUAAUGGAACAGGACCCGUCGGCGUCGGUGUACCUGGCCGAAGGUUAGUUGGGCCCCAGGGCCGGCUGCAGCAAACAACGGGCUAUGGUGCCUCACCCCCGCAAGUGGCCGUGCGGUUAGGGCCGCACGGACCCAAACGGAACUCUGCGGGUCAACUUGUGCUCGAGCCGGAAGAGUGCCUCUCGGACAAAGAAAUCUACCCCCAGGUUUUGAAUCCCGCAUUAUCGGCUUCUGCGUCUGGAGCGGUCCCGGCGAUUGAAGUCACCAAAGAUCGCUCCGUCGUAGACAGUUACUCGGAGGAGGAGUUCGACAAGCAUAACGAGCUCCGGCGACCGAUAUCGCCGGGGCUCCGGAGGGGCAUGGGUCCGCGAGGUCGAGGAGCGGGGAUAAUGAUGGGCCAUAGCGGCCCUACGGGUGGACAACGAAGUCGGUGGUUUAUGGCGCUAUUCGAUUACAACCCCCUGACGAUGUCGCCCAAUCCAGAUGCUGCACAUGAGGAAUUGCCCUUCAAGGAGGGUCAAGUAAUUCGGGUUUACGGCGAGAAAGAUAACGACGGCUUCUAUCGCGGAGAAUUAAAUGGGCGAAUGGGGUUAGUUCCCUGCAAUAUGGUGUCCGAGGUCCAGGGCCCGUACGCAGGCGGGCAAUCAGGUCAAAGCCGGCCGCACUUCCAACAGCUCAGUCAAGCGCACAAUCGACCACCUGGAGGCCAAGGACCACGCCGGAGGAUGAUAGCACUUUACGAUUAUGACCCAUCGUUGUCACCAAACGCGGAUGCUGAAAUGGAGUUGUCAUUCAAAACGGGUGAUAUUCUCGUUGUUCUUGGUGACAUGGACGAAGACGGCUUCUACAUGGCCGAACUUAGAGGCGUCCGGGGUCUUGUGCCAUCGAAUUUCCUCGCAGAUCCACCACCUAAUUACCCUGACCAAAGAGGCGGUAUGGGGCCACCAAUGCGAGGCCCACCGAGGAGCGGACACAUGAGCCAUGGCGGGCCUCAAUAUCACAGUCAACAUCCACCAUCCGGUCACCCUGAACAUGAUACGCAUGGUCGGCAAGGUGAUCCCAUGCACGAAGGUGAUCUUUAUUACGAUUCGCGGCGAGGACCUCCACGAGGACCAAGUGAUUACCAGGGAGGUGGAGGGCCUUUUCCUCCACGACCCAACCCUGGUGGAUCCCAGCAGGUACAAGGUUCUCAAGGUCCACCGGGACAAGCGAGUCAAGGCGGUCAGGGCGGUUACGGGUAUAACGCAAACAAUACUGGCGGUCCAGUAGCACACCGAGACCCACAAGGCUACAGAGAUUCUAGGGAUUCCGGAGGACAGAACAUGCAAGGACAACGGCCUCAACACGGUAGAGGCAGUAUGGACCCAGAAAUGGCCCACCGAGUUGAGUCCCAUCCUCAGCCCCAACCGCAAUGGUGAGCGCUAAUCCCCAGACCACAACGUGCAACUGCCGCUUUGCCUAUAAAUGUGACGAAGGCGAGCAUCGCACCUUCAUUUAUCUCGACGCCUGCAAAAGUGAAAGCAUCCGAAGAUAAUCUUAUGCUUCCAACUGAGGACGAUACAUCCCUAGGGAAUGUUUUGGGUCGCUUGAUAGCUCUUUGUGAGGCAACACCAAGAAAAAAGGAGACACUAGGACCGAAAAAAAGUGGCGGCUAUUGGAGGUCUUGGUCCGAGAACCUGCUACUACAGGCUUUCCUGACCGAUACUAAGCGAGCGAGUUUAAGUGAUUUUCUGCACUUUCUGAUAUGACGACGAAAAAAGUUUAGGAGAAGUAACACAAAACAAAGAAAGAGACAGAGAGAGAGAGAGAGAGAGAGAGAGAGAGAGAGAGCGAGCGAUAGAGAGACAAAUACGAAAAGAUUUAAUGAAAUGAAGAUAAAAACCGACUGGAACAGUUAAUAUUAGUACGAAAUGGAUAUGAAAAGACAGAUAGAAAAAAAUGACGAUAAAGUGUUGAGUAACUUAUAAUUCACGACUGCUGAUUGACUGCCUUGUUUAGACGUGACCGCGAGCAAGGAACUUCGGUCGCAUGUUUCAUGAGGUAUUGUUUAUUAUAAUUAUUCUUAUUAAUAACACUACGAUGAUGAUGAUGAUAUCCAUUGUUAUUAUUACGGUAAAACUAUUAUUACAAUUGAAAGUUAGAACUACAAUAAACGACGUAGUAAACUGUAAUAAUAGUAACGAUUAUAGUAAUAAGAAGAUCAAUCACUCUAAUCACUGUAGUGAUGAUAAUGAUAAUAUUAGCACAUCGUAAUUUGUUUAUGAAGGCCGUCGUCGACUAACUGAUUGAAAACACGAAAUUGAGCGGUGGAGGAAAAAUAGCAACCGUUCAUCGUUCUACACAUCCUACACAAUAACGGUAUAUAUACAUAUAUACAAUGAGGUAAAAUAUACAAUACAACCAGCCAACCUUGUACCCCGUAACAUAUUUUACCAUCCCAAAAAUAUUUCCGUUAAUCUUGAGCGUCAGUGAUGGCUACCUCAUUACAAUUACACCAUGACUUAGGAGCCAAAAAGGGUGAAAAAAAAAAGCAAGUUAGGGUAAAAAAUUACGUUAAGAAAGGGCGGAUACAAGGCGUACAUUACGUAUUUCAGACGAAAAACGUUCUAGGCCGAAAUAGCCUCACCUAACAAGAUAGCGAAACAACUUGAACAUAAUGCUUAUGCGUUACCUAUUAUAUUGACGACACAGUAAGCUACCAGCCGAUAAAGAACCUAAACGCAGCACAAUUUGCUAUGAAUGGCGCAGGUUGACCUAUUCUUGGUAGAUUUUCAGCCGUGUUUUUGGUUCGCCUUAUUCGACACCGACUUUUUUGUUUAAUCGACCUGCCGUUGCGCUGAAACUGUGGACUCUAAUAGUAACGUUAUCAAACUAGAAAUAAGAAAAAGUAAACUAUAUGAAAUAAUAUACAAAGAAAUUAUUUAAUUGAAUUUAAACGAUCAUUAUUAAAACUAGUACAAUCAUGUAAUGAUUAGAAAUUCGCUGCUUCGAGUGUCUUAAAAUCCUAGUUUUUAUCAUUGUGAUGAACAGGGGUUUUGGCUGCCCAUCAAAAAGGUACCCUGUUGUUGUUUUUAAAAAAAAAUUCUAAGAACCAUACACCGUUCUAAAUUCGAAGGUGUUAAUCUAUUCAUAAGUAAUAAUAAUAAGCAGGUAGUAUAAAGAUCAUCGCCCUAUCAACGGGGUGUGACAAUGAGCUUGGUUAAAGACUAUUGAGUCAACAGCUAAAUCUAUUUAAUGGACUUCCUAUGAUUGCCCAUCAUUAGUUAACUUUGAUUGUUUUGUCUUCCGAGAUUUCCUGCAAAACCCGCAUUCAGUCAGGCAUAGAUUGGUAUCAAUGGCCUUAUUGAUCUUGCGCCAAUAACGCCUGUAUGCGUGUCUCAAUACUGACGGAUUAAUUUAGUAUAUCAACAGAUUGCUUCGUAAUCAUUAAGACUGUAGCCAAAAUGUUUCGGUAACCAUGUCCCGCUUUCGCUAUGCCUAGAAGGCAUUCACGCGGUAGCCUUUGGCCGAGCUACUAAUUAGGUGUAAACUAUCAGAUGAUCAAGUCAACCCUAAUGCCCAUGUAUCGACACUACGCUGACGUGGGGGCGUCCGAACUUGCAAACCAAAAGCACCCGAUGCACCAACUUUACCUCAUAUGAACACACAGACUAUUCGAAUCAGAUCAUAGGACCUAAAACUACGAAACUUGCGUAUAUACAGAUGAGUAUUCCUGCGUGAUCAACUUCUCAUGAAAAAUUAAUGAUAUCGGGAGAAAGGGCCGCCUAGGCUAUAUUUCCUGCUAAGUUUAAGAUAAUUACGUGACAUACGCAAAGCCCGCGAAAUCGAUAGAUGUUUUCAAGGAUCUCAGCCAUCUCACGUAUUGAAAUAGAAAGCUGCAUAGAUAGCUGGUACUGGCACGUAUCUUAUACGUACACAUUGAAUUAGGCUAGCCGAUGUGGAAUCUCUCACAGCUUCAAAAAAUCUUGUUUCGAAAAAAACAAGCCGCCAUGCUUACUUCUUAGCUUAUUUUUAAAUUUUCAUAAUUAACGCUUUUACCGGCGGCGGAACGAUGAAUCUCAUAGGGCAUUUGCAUGUGCGUUUUCUUAUUGGAGCCAUCUCUAUAUACAAUGUGUCAUUAGAAAUCCUCCCAACCAAGGUUCGAUGACUAAACAGAGAAUAGAAAUAAAGUAAUUAGACUACUUUUUCAUAAAGUAGUGUAUAAUAUCACACGUAUAUGUGAUGCAAAUCACCCACUAGGCUAUAUAUAAAUUAAUAUUAAAAAAAAUGUUACUUAUGUAUAUAUGUAAUCUUUAAAUUUCGAGUUUUACGUUUAUCGCCAUCGCCAUAAGGCAUUCUGCCUUCUAGUGCGAAACGAAAUCUGUCUGUCUGUCUAUGCCCGAAUUUGUCCCUAGGACAACGUGUCCCUAGGAUUAUCAUGCAACUACGCUACCCACUAAUCUAUGACGGCAAUCAAACUUUCUAACAUUUAUAGUAGUAGUUCAGCCACAAAGGAGUUUUUCCUCGCUAAGCAAUGCAUAGAAAGCUUGUAAGACUAUUAUGUUCAUAUCGAGAAAAACAACUGCAUAGCUCACUCAUUACCACUUGUUUUUUGGAAGUUGUGCAGUUAUAAGGACGCUUGCCUUAGAAAAAUCGACAACAGAAAUUAUCUAAGUACUAUAUUAUACUAUAAUUAUAUGCCGUACUUAUACGGCAUUUGCGCGGUUUUUUGCCAGGGUAUUCACACUGAUUUUGUUACUAUUACGAAUAAUGAGAGCGAUUCGUUCGGCAGCGGUUUGUAUAGGAAGCUCCGUUGUGCGCAAUUUUCUUAUGCUCACGGAAUAAGUCGGUGGUUUGGCAUACGAGACAAGUUGAGGAAAAGAGUAAGCCGGGCUAUUUCUUACAUAAAUGGAACGGUUUGUGUAUACGAAGUCUCUGUUCUACGUGUCUGCGAUUGACAAGACACUACUGUAUUGAACCUUUGAUGUCUGGGGCCCACCACUUCCGUAUUCGUGAACAUAAGAAAUAUAUAGGGGAGAUGGCAAACGGGUACAAUGAAAUGAUUUAGUCUUCAGGAAAACAAGGUUUUACUUUAUGAAUUUUCUACGUUUUAUGUUGUUAUUGCCCUGCUGCAACCAUAUCCUAGCAUUGUUGCCAUCAUCGUCGUCGAUGUUGCUACUGUUCAAGUUUGCUUACGCAUCGCGCUGUUCAUCGGACUGUAAAGUCACCCGAAAAGAAAAUUGUUUGGAAAAAUCGAUGCAUAAAGAACGUUUUUCGAACGUCUAAUACCGCCUCUGUACAAUUACUAACUACCUUCCCCUAAUGGAGCCGCCGUGUCCGAAGUGAACAAAUCCCGGGAUGAAUGGGAAAUCGAUCGAGAUCGGGAGAAGAAGAACGUGCAGAAACAGUAAACAAUACCGAUGAACUGAAACAAACUAACAAAAACUGACGGGAAAAAAGCCAAAGCCGAGCAAAUCGUACCCUCAUAAGCACAUAUAUUACAUGAACAUGUGUACACACCGUACCAAUUCCCACGAGUCCUAAAACUGAGACCGAAUAAGUGUGUCUUUCCCUCCAAAUACUGCUAUUUCCCGGCACUGUUUUCGACUGAGCCUUCACCAUCUAACUGAACUGGACAGAGUCUUAUGAACUCGGACCCACGAGUAUUGCGUAUACCACGACCGCCAUCAACAACGUUAUAAACGAACAACAACAGCAAAACAAUGGAAACCAACAAAAACAAAUCGUCGAUGAUUGAUUAAGUAACUUAGGAAAUUAAUUGAUUAUUAAGUUACCUGAGACCUUCUGCUGUAAAUAUAGGUUGGCUGAUGAUAUAUAUUCAUUGUACACCUAAGCUUUGUUCUUCCACAGGAGCACUUGGUGUUUCUUUGGUUACAGUUUUCUUUCCAUCCAAAUGCCCCCAUUGCAGACGUGGUCCCUUCUAGCGAGAUGAUAAGCAUAAGCAAAUGCGUAUAUAUCGAUGAGCUAAACCCUAUUUGAUGGGUUGUACAAGAACAGAAGGAUGGACAUAAAGAGAAAAUAUAGUUACGGCGUACGCCUAUAUGCAUCUGUGUUGUUUUUAACUGUGCGUGCUACUGCGAUGAUGAAACCAGAUUAGGGUUUCGCCAAAUCCACUAAUAACUAUAGGAAUAUUAACGGAUGAACUGAAGCUUGAGACGCAUCCAACUUUGGACGAGAAUCAGAUCAAUUUAUAGUAGAACAACUCGACGAACAGAGAAAAAUCUAAAGGACCGUGAUUUAAGAUGAAAUCUAAAUGAGAGAAAAAUAGCCCAGAAGACGAGACCACAGACAUAACUCCCAAAAUAUCUUACUACGAAUAAAUUACGCAUUUGAACUAACCAAAAUUAACAUCUAAACAAAAGAUCGAACUUUAAUUGUGAGUAGCAAAAUCUAUUACACAGUACAAAAACCACAUCAACAACCCAAUAAUUGAUAAAAUAAUUAAUAUGAUCAUAAAAAAUGCACAAUGUAUCAACAGCAAAUCACAUCACUAUGACUUGUCAACACCUCUGAAUAUUACUCGUGAAUAAUAAUAGAAGAUUAAGAAGAAAUAGCUGGUUGUGGGUAAACAAACGAUACAAUAGGUCAAUGAGGGGCUAAAAAAUAAUAACAAUGGAUAGGUGGAACUACGAUAAUAACAAAAAUAUUCAUACAUAGUUAUUACAAUGGGUACAAUAUGAGUGCGUACGUAGUGACGAAUGAUUAAAUGAGCAAAGCAUGUAAAAUAAACGGAUAUAAUCGACUGACAAAUAUAUAGGUAUAAAAAUAAUAUUAAUUGACAGAUCGGUCAAUUGAUGCCUGAUGCGAUGACUGAUGGCGAUAAUCAUGCUUACAUUACACAAACAUACACAUACAUACAAACAAACACAUAUACACGAACAAAUACUGCUUAUUCUUCCGAUUCCAACCCCCAGCAAUAGCAAACACAAAAAUAUUAAAACAAUAGAAAUAGUAGUCAUAGUCUUUGUAAAGCAAGCACAGCAGCAUCAUUCUUAAUCCGAGUUUUGCCUAACACUGCCCAUCGCAGCCCUUGAAGUUCCCUUCUCCAUUACCCGCAUUCUACUACGAGUUACUACAACUACUAAUGUCUGGAAGAGAGCACAUACAUAGAAUAUAUGUCCUAUAAUAUUUAUUACGUCUCGAUGAUGGUAAUAAUAAUAGUAAUUAUAUACUUUACCGAAAGCGAUUGUUAGCACUAGCGUAUACAGGAACACUAGACAUAUACGCGUUAGCUUCUUUACACCCCUUACACGAGAGACAAACAUCAGAUCUCUGUGUCAGCCUCCGUCAGUUGCACAAGGAAGCGCCUGUGAAUCCCUGCACACAGACGAAAAACGUUUCGUCCGAAAUAGCGAGUAGACAACCGAUCGAACGGCGCCGACUAGCCUGCAUCUACGUAGGGAAUACGCUCAGGCGGCAAGGUCGAUACCGAAUAGCUAUGUGUCGUGCGUCUGUUCUGCGAAAGUCAACUAUGGCAUAUUAUUAUGCUUGUAACUACUACACCAUAAUUAUCACUAGAAGUGUCAAAGCCAUUUCCCACGUUACAUUACACUCUCGUAUCAGAAGCUGUAGAAAAACUACUGAGUUGUGCGUCUCUUUUUUGCAUCCCGUUUGGUUUCCUAGCGCCUCUGUGUACGUAUCGUUUGUAUCGAGCAGUAUGUAUGCAUAACAAUAAUAAUCCUAACUGCAACAUCGCCACAAAGGAGACCAUCGACCAUCGUAUCAUGUAUCUGAAGACGAUGACCAUAUAUAUAUAUAUAUAUAUAUAUAUAUAUAUAUAUAUAUAUAUAU